GCCGCGCCCGACAGGGCAUCCCGCAUCGUUCCUAUCUUUGAUGGGCUCCACGUCGUCGACGUCGCCGACGUCGACGUCGAUAUCGCCGGCUCCGCCACCAGGCGUCGUCCCGAGGCCUGCCGUCAAGCCUCCAUCUAAGGGCUACCUCGAUCGCAGCCGCGCAGCGCAUGCGGCUCCACCGCCGGCGCCAGCACCUCGCUCGACGAGAAAAUCUGCCACCGAGACGCGGUGCGAGCGGUUCUGCGCGUACUCCUGCGACGAGGUCCAGAAGGACCCGUGCGUGCUGCUCUGGCCGUGCACCUUCAUCCCGCCGCUCAGGUACACGUUCUGCACGAGCUGCGUCGGCCGAGCCACCUGCUGCGAGUGCCCCGGCGACCGGAGCGAGUACAACCCUAUCGGGCGGCAGGUCUUGCGGUACCUCUACCUGCUCCUCCGCUUCCCGUGGUCCUUCCUCACUUUCCUCGUCCUCUUCCUCGGCAACACCCUCUGCGCGCGCCGCUGCCACAGCACCUGCGGUGAGGCUUGCUGCUACAACCCGACGCAGAUCGCCUACAUCCACUCGCUGUACGUCAUCCGGCAGACGCUGCUCAAGGGGUGGCGCCGCUUCCUCUGCUGCUGCAUCUCCGAGGGCGCUGGCGUGCUCGCUGUGCUGUGGGAGCUCGACACGCCGCCGCGCUACAUCUUCGACGAGGACGCGGACACGCCCGUCCUCCUCACCUUCCAGGAGUACCUCGCCCGCGUCGAGACGGGGAAGGUGCCGGUGCCGCCCUACUCGGGAAAGUACCGCGCCAUCGACGGCGGCGGCAGC
Emiliania huxleyi CCMP1516 is the source of this 808-nucleotide messenger RNA. RefSeq lists its product as hypothetical. The transcript is spliced from 3 exons. The annotation marks the transcript as partial. Lineage: Eukaryota; Haptophyta; Isochrysidales; Noelaerhabdaceae. The record is from RefSeq and is a predicted model, not a curated record.